GUUCCGCUGUCUUCACAAGGCUGGCACAAUCGGUGUUACCGUUGGUCCUCUUGCCAUAGCUGGUCGUUAUUAUCGCCAUCUGCUUGUAGAGAGCAGCCGACUGCAACUGAUUAUCGGAGACCCAAAUCGUAACGGGAUAGGCAGUGACCAGCUCCAGUCCCUUGCUGGUGCACUCCCUGGUCAACUAUGCGCAAUGAUGCCUGUCGACUACAUAUAUCACGGUCGGGGGAUGACGUUUGUCGAAUCUGAGCAAGCAGCGAAGAAGGCAUUGGCCGAGAGAUGGGCCGUGAACUUGGACCACUUUAUGUCGCGCUUUGCGACGAGGGAGACGAUGAAGCGAAAGCUGGAUCAAGUUGUCCCACCUGUGGGGAAGGCAGAGUCAGCGGCCCCAGAGCGCGCAGAAGUGCAGGUGCCAGAGCAUACAAAGGCAUAGACCGAAGCGCGUGCAGACGUACAAACCGAAGAGCGCACAGACAUGCAGAUCGAAGAGCGCGUCGAGGCUCAGGUUACAGAGCACGUCGAAGACCCGGGUGAGGCUGAGGCUGCCCAAGUUCCGGAUGGUGCCCCAGAACCUGAGAUGGUUGAUCCGGCUGAACUGCCCAACCUUCAAGUGGAGGACACCGGGGCGAUGAAAGGCGUGCAGGCGACCGAUGCUGAGGUCUUACAAACGGUGGACGGUGUACACGAGGACGACACUGGCGAAUUCUUUACGGGUCCAAUGGACACCUGAGUGUUUUCUGGGAAUUUCCUGUUAUCAUACCCUUUUCAUCUUUAGGCGUUGUUGUCUUUGGGAACGAGUGUUCCAUCUCCGUGGGUCUCUACUAUAUGUGUGGCGAAUGUGAC
Messenger RNA from Dacryopinax primogenitus, 843 nucleotides. RefSeq lists its product as uncharacterized. The transcript has a single exon. The record is from RefSeq and is a predicted model, not a curated record. Lineage: Eukaryota; Fungi; Basidiomycota; Dacrymycetes; Dacrymycetales; Dacrymycetaceae. Bases 476 to 730 code for a protein of 84 amino acids.